Dendrobium catenatum is the source of this 2443-nucleotide messenger RNA. RefSeq names its product DEAD-box ATP-dependent RNA helicase 7. The record is from RefSeq and is a predicted model, not a curated record. Gene Ontology annotation, molecular function: helicase activity; ATP binding; RNA binding. Bases 67 to 2223 code for a protein of 718 amino acids. The transcript has 14 exons. Lineage: Eukaryota; Viridiplantae; Streptophyta; Magnoliopsida; Asparagales; Orchidaceae.
CUAUAAAUUCCUUUUUGAUGCUCUGCGUUGCCUCAACGCAGCCGCCGAGCUCCACAUACAUCCACCAUGCCCGCCCUAUUCCUACCGGACUCUCCCACCGAAGAAGUUAAGACCACAAAAACUAAGAAGCUGUUGAAACCCGAUCCUAUGUCCCCGGAUUUGAAUGGCUUCGCCGAGGAGGAUAAAUUGAGCAAGAAGAAGAAGAAGCACGAGAAGUCCAAGCCUGAGGAUGGCGAGAGGAAGAAGAAGAGGAGGAAAUCCGUUGAGGAAGAUGAAUCGAGCAAUACCUCCUCCGACGCGGUUGAACCCGCCUCGAUUAAGAAGGUGGCGGUGAAUGGAUCGCUGUCGAAGAAGGCGAGGGUCAUUGAGGAGGAAGUGGAGGGUGACGGGGAACUCACUGGGAGUGGAGAGGAGGAUGGUGGAGAUGCCGAUCCAAAUGCGCUUACGAAUUUCAGAAUCUCCAAGGUUUUGCGGGAGAGGUUGAACUCCAAAGGGAUAAAGGCGCUGUUUCAGAUCCAAGCUAUGACUUUUGACAUGGUUUUUGAGGGCUCUGAUUUGGUUGGCAGAGCACGGACGGGUCAGGGUAAAACGUUGGCCUUUGUUUUGCCUAUAUUGGAGUCCUUAAUCAAUGGGAUGCACAAGGCUUCAAGGAGUACUGCUUAUGGUAGGGCUCCAUCUGUACUUGUUCUUCUACCCACGAGGGAGCUUGCUAAUCAGGUGCAUGUGGACUUUGAGUUUUAUGGUGGUGCAGUAGGGUUAUCCUCCUGCUGUUUAUAUGGAGGGUCUCCUUACCGUUCCCAAGAGCUUGCAUUGAGACGUGGUGUUGAUAUUGUUGUUGGAACACCUGGCAGGAUAAAAGAUCAUUUAGAGAGAGGUACACUUGACUUGAAGUCCUUGAAAUUCCGUGUGCUUGAUGAAGCUGAUGAAAUGUUAAAUAUGGGUUUUGUGGAUGAUGUUGAGCUCAUUCUUGGAAAGGUUGCAGAUGCUAACAAAGUCCAAACACUUCUAUUUAGUGCUACCCUUCCUGAUUGGGUGAAGAAGAUAUCAGCAAGAUUCCUAAAACCGCUGAAAAAAACUGUUGAUCUUGUUGGUAAUGAGAAAUUGAAAGCUAGUGCCAGUGUUAGACAUCUGGUUCUCCCCUGUUCCAGUGCAGCAAGGCCACACAUUAUUCCUGACCUCAUUCGUUGCUACAGCCGUGGCGGGCGUACAAUUAUUUUCACAGAGACAAAAGAAUCAGCUUCUCAACUUUCAGGGCUAUUACCUGGAUCGCGGGCCCUGCAUGGUGACAUAAUGCAGACACAACGUGAGAUUAUACUAGCAGGAUUUAGGUCUGGCAAAUUUUUGGUCUUGGUGGCAACUAACGUUGCAGCACGUGGCUUGGAUAUUAAUGAUGUUCAAUUGAUUGUUCAGUGUGAACCACCACGUGAUGUUGAAGCUUAUAUCCAUCGUUCAGGCCGCACUGGACGAGCUGGAAAUUCUGGAGUUGCCAUCUUGCUAUAUGAACCUAGAUACUCUCAUAGCAUUUUUAAAAUAGAAAAACAAUCUGGUGUCAAAUUUGAGCACAUUUCUGCACCUGAGCCUUCAGAUAUUGCUGACAUGGCUGGUUCUGAAGCAGUGGAUGCUAUUCUCAGUGUUUCAGAUAGUGUAGUUCCAGUAUUCCGUUCGCAAGCAGAGGAACUCCUAAACUCAUCAAAUUUGUCAGCUGUGGAAUUACUUGCUAAAGCACUUGCAAAGGCUGCAGGAUACACUACUAUUACAAAGAGAUCACUCCUCUCAUCUUUAGAUGAUUAUGUGACGUUACAUCUUGUAACAGAGAAGCAGAUCUACACGCCAGCGUUUGCUUUUAGUAUAUUGAAGAGAUUCAUGCCUGAAGAAAAGAUUGCAGGAGUGAAGCACCUUUCUAUAACAGCUGAUUGUAUGGGUGCGGUCUUUGAUGUGCCUGCUGAUGAUGUAGAUAGUUUCAUUGAAGGUCAGGAAAAUGCUAGUAUGGUGGCCAUUGAGGUUUUGAAGAAACUUCCUGCCUUGCAGGAGAGGGAUAAGAACAGUAGACCCGGAGGCGGUGGUGGGAGCAGAUUCGGUGGCGGCGGCAGAUUCGGAGGUGGUGGUGGUAAAUUUGGAGGGAGAGGCAAAGAUGGCGGCGGUGGUAGUUUUGGCCGUAGGGGUGGAGGGUUCGGUGGCGGUCGGGGAGGAGGCGGCGGGAGAAAUUUCAACAGAAGAAACUGAAGCUUAUUUCAAUUACAUCAGUAACAUGAUAGUUUAUAUUGUUACAUGGUAAUUGCCUGUUUCCAUUUUUGGCGGCAAAAUUUUAUGGCUGCAAUAGAGCUGUUUUUAUGUCUGCUUAUCAGUGCUUUUUAAAGUAUGGAUUUGUUUAAGAUGACAACCAAAGCUGCUAUUUUUUAUUAUUUAAAUGAAUUUAUGUUACUUCAUAUUUGGUUUGUUUAAG